AUGGAUGAGCAUGGUCCGGUCCCUUCUGCCAACGACACUUGCUUCCCUGGGCAGAGGUCUUGGUGGUGCCACGAACUGCAGAGAUCGGAGCAGCUGCUUCUGGUUUCUGUUCCUGUUACUUGUGAGACGGGCUGGCAAGGUUUGAUUGCAUAUGGAUGUCAUUCUCUUGUGCUGGUAGUUGAUGCCAAUACCGCUCAGACUUUACAGGUUUUGGAAAGACACAAAGCUAGUGUUGUCAAGGUUAAAUGGGCUAAAGAAAAUUACCAUCACAAUAUAGGCUCUCCAUAUUCUUUACGUUUAGCUUCUGCUGAUGUUACUGGAAAAAUAAUUGUAUGGGAUGUGGCAACAGGAACAGCUCGUUGUGAAAUACAGGAACAUGCAAAACCAAUUCAAGACAUGCAGUGGUUGUGGAAUCAGGAUGCAUCCAGAGAUUUACUGCUUGCAGUUCAUCCACCGAACUAUAUUGUACUGUGGAAUGCAGACACGGGCACCAAACUUUGGAAGAAAAGUUAUGCUGAAAAUAUCCUGUCUUUUUCAUUUGACCCCUUUGAUCCAUCACACUUGGCUUUGCUCACCAGUGAAGGAAUAGUCUUCAUCUCUGACUUCUCACCUUCCAAAGCUCCUGCCAGCUCAGGGAAGAAAGUUUACAUCUCUAGUCCCCAUUCCAGUCCUUCUCACAACAAGCUGGCUGCUGCUACCGGGGCCAAAAAGGCCCUUGAUAAAGUAAAAAUCUUAAUCAGUAAUGAAAAACCAAGUGCUGAAUCUGUAACACUCAAUGACUGUCUUCAGUUGUCAUAUCUGCCUUCCAAAAGAAACUACAUGCUGUUAUUGUAUCCCAGAGAAAUUUUGAUUCUUGACUUGGAAGUGAAUCAGACAGUGGGUGUGAUUGCAAUUGAAAGAACAGGCGUGCCUUUCUUACAGGUAAUUCCUUGUUUUCAGCGUGAUGGGUUAUUUUGCCUACAUGAAAAUGGUUGUAUAACUUUAAGAGUUCGCAGAUCUAAUUGCAGUAUAACUGGAACUCCAAAUGAAGAGCCAGAUCCAGACCCAGUUCAGGAGCUGAUUUAUGAUUUAAGAAGUCAGUGUGAUGCAAUCAGGGUAACAAAAACAGUUCGACCCUUCAGUAUGGUGUGUUGCCCAGUGAAUGAGAAUUCUGCAGCUCUCAUAGUCAGUGAUGGCAGGGUAAUGAUCUGGGAAUUAAAGUCCAGUAUUGCUGGCAGAAAUAUGCGUAACAGCAGUUCAAGUGCAUCACCUUUGUAUUCCCCAGUCUCGUUCUGUGGAAUUCCUGUAGGAGCAUCCCAAAAUAAACUUCCAGACCUCUCAUUAGACAGCAUGAUUGGGCAAAGCACAAUUGCUGGAGAAGAACAGUUAAAGAGUCCUUUCCUGCAGGAAGUGCACCUCAAAUUUCUGCUGACUGGACUUCUGUCAGGGCUGCCUCUGCCUCCCUUUGCUAUUCGAAUGUGCCCACCUCUUACAACAAAAAACAUCAAGCAGUAUGAACCAAUCCUUGCUGUUGGUACAAGUAAUGGCUCUGUCCUGGUGUUUCAUCUUACAAGUGGACUCUUACACAAAGAAUUAAGCAUCCACUCCUGUGAAGUCAAGGGAAUUGAGUGGAUAAGCUUGACUGGGUUUAUUUCCUUUGCCACAUCAACACCUAACAAUCUGGGACUAGUGAGGAAUGAGCUCCAGCUUGUGGACCUACCAACAGGCAGGAGCAUUGCAUUUCGUGGGGAGCGAGGUAAUGAUGAGCCAGCUAUUGAAAUGAUAAAGGUGUCUCAUUUGAAGCAGUAUCUAGCUGUAGUAUUUAAAGACAAACCUCUGGAGAUCUGGGAUGUCAGAACAUGCACUCUGCUCAGAGAAAUGUCUAAAAACUUCCCUAUAGCAACCGCUUUGGAGUGGUCACCUUCUCACAACUUAAAAAGCCUGAGGAAGAAGCAGUUAGCAGCUCGUGAGGCCAUGGCCCGGCAGACAGUUGCAUCAGAUACUGAAGUUAGCAGUGUAGAAUCUUCUGUGAUCAGCUUGUUACAGGAAGCCGAAAGUAAAUCAGAGCUGAGCCAGAACAUUUCUGCCAGAGAGCACUUCGUGUUUACAGGUGCUGAUGGGCAGGUUUAUCAUCUCACAGUAGAAGGAAACUCAGUAAAAGACAGCGCAAGAAUUCCUCCUGAUGGAAGUAUGGGUAGCAUUACAUGUAUUGCCUGGAAAGGAGAUACCCUGGUUCUUGGAGAUGUUGAUGGAAACUUAAACUUCUGGGAUUUGAAAGCUAGAGUAUCCAGGGGAAUUCCUACACACCGAAGCUGGGUUAAAAAGAUACGUUUUGCCCCAGGGAAAGGAAAUCAAAAACUUCUUGCAAUGUACAACGAUGGAGCAGAAAUUUGGGAUUCAAAAGAGGUACAAAUGGUGAGCAGUUUAAGGAGUGGAAGGAACGUCAAUUUCCGCAUCCUGGAUGUGGACUGGUGCACUUCAGACAAAGUGGUCUUGGCAUCAGAUGAUGGGUGCAUUCGAGUUCUAGACUUGUCCAUGAAACCGUCAUGUUUUAGAAUGGAUGAACAGGACUUAAUAGAACCUGCAUGGUGCCCCUAUCUGCUUGUUCCAAGGGCUUCAUUAGCUUUAAAAGCAUUCUUGUUGCAUCAGCCAUGGAAUGAGAAAUACUCUCUAGAUAUUAUAAACACUGAUUAUCCAGAGAAUGAAAAUAUUAAAAACCUCCUUCAAGAGCAGUUGAAUUCAUUGUCCAA
Nestor notabilis (Kea) is the source of this 2729-nucleotide messenger RNA. It is a transcript of the gene WDR11, whose product is annotated as WD repeat domain 11. Gene Ontology annotation, cellular component: cytoplasm. The transcript has 21 exons. The record is from RefSeq and is a predicted model, not a curated record. The annotation marks the transcript as partial. Gene Ontology annotation, molecular function: protein binding. Lineage: Eukaryota; Metazoa; Chordata; Aves; Psittaciformes; Psittacidae.